Stereum hirsutum FP-91666 SS1 is the source of this 3090-nucleotide messenger RNA. Its product is annotated as ARM repeat-containing protein. Gene Ontology annotation, cellular component: cytoplasm. Bases 1 to 3090 code for a protein of 1029 amino acids. The transcript is spliced from 13 exons. Gene Ontology annotation, molecular function: mRNA binding. Gene Ontology annotation, biological process: post-transcriptional regulation of gene expression. The record is from RefSeq and is a predicted model, not a curated record. Lineage: Eukaryota; Fungi; Basidiomycota; Agaricomycetes; Russulales; Stereaceae.
AUGGCCACAAACUUCGAACCUUCCACUUCUCCUACUGAUACUCGCCCCCCUUCCUCCGCUCAGACGAAGCAGACUCCUCCAGCUUUUCUGGAUCUGGCUGACUCUUCUGCGAGGUCUAAUAUACCUGAUUUUCACGCCCACGUUGAGCUCAAGCGCCGCGAACAUGAACGUCAGCGCGCUCUUCACCGAAAGGUGUUCGAGGACCAGAUGCGCGCUCUGGAACAGCAGCAGCAACAGGAGCUCAUGCUUACCAUUCCCUCGCUCGAUCCCAAUGGCAACGGGAACAUCCAGCACCUGGCCAUGUCCGCUCCCACCACUCCACCGCGGGUUAAUGCCGUCUUGAACCACGACGACCUUUCGCCAAACCAUCGCGCCCACUUUGCUCACGGUGGUGUCGACGUCGACGUCCUUUCCAAGGCUGUCGGUUCUGCUGUCGACAAGCGCAAGUCCGUUACGUACGCCCCUAUCACUCAUUCCCCUGAGAUGCCCUCCAGCCACGCCCCUACGAACGGCAGCACCCUUGGCUCAGGCUACGCUCGUGCUGGUGCGAAGAGCAUGCCUGCUAGUAGGCGUACUUCGGCCAGCAGCCACGACGAGGACUUGGCCAGUCACCUUAACGGCCUUUCCUUGGCCGGCGAGAGAAGGUCUCCCAUGCCGUCCCAUGAAAUGUUGAACCAGAGGGCACAACGUGAGCUGGACGAGAAGUAUGCCCAACCGUACAACGCUGGGAUGAUGCUUGACGAACAGCUCGACGAGGAGAUGCACAACGCCAUGCGCAACUUGCCGACAUCAGAUGAGCGGUUCGCAGGGUCUAACUUCAACAAGCUGUCGACGUCCUCAGCCGCAUUAGAUUUGGCGCCCCUUUCGCAGACGCCUCCUCGUGGCUCCCUCGGACAACGUCAGCCCGACUCCCGUGACGCUCCCUCAGAGUGGCCUCAAUUCAAUGGUUCUCCCAACCCAGAGGGGCUCUCUUCCCAGCCCAGCCGUCGCCUGGCCCCAAACCCAGCCCUCCAUCUCGGUCUGGGAGACCUCAACGGCAAGAUGAUGGGAUCCGUUUCAGCGUCGGCCACGCCACUCAUGCCUCAGGGGCUUUCUUCGCACGGUCAGAUGCCUGGUUCGCGUCGUGGCUCGCCACCCGGUCUUACGGAUGGCCUGUCCAUCACCACUCGCUCUGUCCCCGGAACCCCGCUCACAGGCUUGCCACCUUCGACCGCGGCGCACAUCAUGAAGGCGCCGGGAACGCCGCUUACUCCUGACGGACAGUCUAUGGGUGGACGAUUGGGAUCGCAUCUCGAUAGCCCGCUCAACGGCGAUACGCUCCAGUCUUCGCUUUCCCGAGUGGGUAGCCAGUACGACGGUCAGAUGGGCUUCAACUCGGUGUCAUCCAGCUAUGAUGAUCCUCUUCGUCAACCUUACGGCGUUGAGUCCGUGUAUAGUAUGGAGAACGGUUUGGGCGCCGGGCUUAACGGCGAUGGCUACGACUCGUACAACUUCAGUCCCAAUCGCGCGAACGGGGAUCAACUCGGUGCGAACGGCACUGGCUCGACUGCUCUCUACCACCACCAUGGGUCCCGAUACGGCCUUGGUAUUGGUAGUCGCGUUGGCGCUCCAGACAGCAAGAUGAAUGGGUUGCACGGUCCCAAGCACAAACGGGGCGAGAUGGACCGCGAAUUCAACCGCUUCGCGGGCACUCGUCUUGAGGACUUGGCCGGCGAGAUUCCUAGCCUGUGUAAGGACCAGCACGGGUGUCGGUAUCUUCAGAAGAAGCUUGAGGAAGGCGUCCCUGACCAUAGGGAUAUGAUCUUCCGCGAGACCUUCGGCCACUUCGCAGAUCUCAUGACCGAUCCCUUUGGCAACUACCUCUGCCAGAAGCUGCUCGAGUACUCGACGGAUGAGCAGAGGAACAUCAUCUGCGAGUCGGUCGCUACAGAUCUCGUCAACAUCUCGCUCAACAUGCACGGGACCCGUGCUGUUCAGAAGAUGAUCGACUUCCUGUCGACUCGCAGACAGACUGAUCAUAGAUACCAUGGCCAGAUUCAUUCCAUCAUCGUCGCUCUCAGCCUCCAUGUUGUUGUGCUCAUCAAGGAUCUGAACGGGAACCAUGUCAUUCAAAAGUGUCUCAACAAGCUCGCGCCUGAAGAUAACCAGUUCAUCUACAACGCGGUCGCCGCCAACUGUGUAGAGGUUGCGACUCACCGUCAUGGGUGCUGCGUCCUUCAGCGCUGUAUCGACCACGCGUCGGACCAUCAGCGUAUCCAGCUCGUCAAUGAGAUCACGUACAACGCGCUGACUCUCGUUCAGGACCCGUACGGCAACUACGUCGUUCAAUACAUCCUCGACCUCAACGACAACAGGUUCAGUGACGCCGUCAUCCGGCAGUUCACUGGCAACGUCUGUGCCCUCUCCGUUCAGAAGUUCAGCUCCAAUGUCAUCGAGAAGUGUAUCCGUGUCGCCGAGCACGGUACCCGCAAGAUGUUGAUCGACGAGCUCCUGAACCGCACAAGGCUGGAGAAACUUCUUCGUGACUCGUACGGAAACUACUGCGUCCAGACUGCCUUGGACUACGCCGAGCCCGCGCAACGCGCCCUUCUUGUCGACGGCAUCAGACCGGUCUUGCCCCUCAUUCGCAACACUCCUUAUGGCAAGCGGAUCCAGAACAAGCUCCAGCGCGAGCAGAUGGACCACUUCGGAGGCUUCCACAAUCAGCAGGCCCUGGUCAACAUGGCUCUCGGUAGCCAAGGCAUGGCAGGCCUACCUCACGCCGCUCACGGCGCCGGCCGCCACAUACAACCUAAUCCCCUCGCGGACGUGUACAACAGUCAGAACGGCCUCUACCCCAUGGCCAACGGCGGCGGUCUGCAGGCGCAAGGAGCUAUCGGCGGUCUUCACGCCCCUCUCCACACCAUGCGCUCGCACUCGAUCGACGGCUACGUCCUCCAGGGCAACUCGAGCCAUAACCAGGCGGCGUUGGCGAACGGCGGGUUCUCGAACGGUUCGCCUUUCGCGGGCGUCAACUCGUUCCCUAACGCUGGGAUGGCCGCGACCAUCAACGACCCUUACUCCCGUUCGUCCUUUGGAUACGGGAUGUAA